Penicillium waksmanii is the source of this 897-nucleotide messenger RNA. RefSeq names its product SDR family oxidoreductase. Gene Ontology annotation, cellular component: cytosol. The coding region runs from base 1 to 897 and encodes 298 amino acids. The transcript has a single exon. Gene Ontology annotation, molecular function: oxidoreductase activity. Lineage: Eukaryota; Fungi; Ascomycota; Eurotiomycetes; Eurotiales; Aspergillaceae. The record is from RefSeq and is a predicted model, not a curated record.
AUGUCGGCCCAAGAUCCUUCCCUGACGAAUUGGCCUGCUGUGGCGAGCUAUGCCUCGACCCGCAAGGACACUUACCCGUUCAUCGAUCCCGCCAAAUCCGACCUGACAGGCAAGUCGGUCUUGAUCACGGGCGCCUCCAAGGGCAUCGGCAAAGCGACUGCGAUCAGCUUCGCCAUCGCGGGCUGCUCGAAGAUACUGCUGCUCGCUCGUUCGGACCUGUCCGACGUCGAGACAGCCAUCUACAACGCCGCCAUGAAGGCAAACAGGCCCCAGCCAUUCGUGCGUUCCCUGAAGGUGGACGUGACCUCAGAGGACUCCGUGAGAGCGGCCGCCGAGACCGCGGCCGACGUCCUCGGUGGCAGCCUCGAUGUCCUCAUCAAUAACGCGGGCUACCUGGAGGAGUGGAAGCGCAUCACCGAGUCCGAGCCAAGCGAGUGGUGGCGGACUUGGGAGGUUAACAUCAAAGGCACCUAUCUCGCAGCCCACUUCUUCGUUCCACUGCUGCUCAAGUCGCAGACUAAGACGAUUAUCAACAUCAGCAGCGGUGGUGCUCAUGCGGUGUUUCCCGGUGCGUCGGCCUAUCAGACGACAAAGUUCGCCCUCUGCCGCCUUACCGAAUUCAUGGAUCAGGAAUACCACCAGCAGGGUUUGAUCGCCAUCUCACUCCAUCCCGGGGCUGUCAAGACCGAGCUGGCCAUGAACAUGCCCCCAGAGAGACAAGCUGUCCUGACCGAUACCCCCGAGCUACCUGCAGACACGCUGGUGUGGCUCGCCCGUGAACGACGCGACUGGCUUGCCGGCCGAUUCGCCUCGGUGAGCUGGGACAUGGAGGAGCUGGAGCAGAAGAAGAAGGACGUUCUUCAAAGAGACUUGCUAAAGUUCCGCGUGGUGAUUUGA